UUUAACAUUGAAGCAAUGGAGCUGGCCAAAAGGCAUCUCUUGUCAGCACAAAUAGCGAGCUACCAGAGACAAUAUAGAAAUGAGACUCUGUCCCAGAGUGCAGUGAAGAUAUUAGUAGGUGCAGCAGGAAGUUCUGGUGAGAAGGAAGAAUAUAUGAGUCUUGAAACAAUAAAGAAUUAUUCUGAAAGCAAAAAAGUUAUUAUCUUUAUUAGAAAACGGGUGCUCCAUUGGGUGUAUAAUACUAAAAAAGAAAAAGGGAUCUCAUCAAGACAUUUAUUUCUUCGUGUAUGCCAUAAUAUAGUAUUUACUGAUGAAUUUGAGGCUCUUGGAUACCUUGUGACACUAAUGAAUAUAUAUCCUAUUAUAAUUUCUUGGAUACCCCAGUUACAUAAAAUCUAUGACAGUGAAUUAGAACGUGUUUACUACUUUUUUCUUGCAUUUUAUACUAUUGAGAGCCUACUUAAGAUUGGAGCAAUGAAAAAGGAAUUUUUUUCACAUACGUGGAACCUAUUUGAGUUUGUAAUUACGAUAAUUGACAUAUUCAGUAUAAUGCUUCUCAAGACAAACAUAUUUGAGUCUUUUAAUAUGAUUCAAACAGUGAUUUUUAUUAAAACUGUUCGACUUUGUCGUAUACUACGCAUUUUAAAGCUUAUAACACCAAAGUUGCUGGAAAUAAUAGAUAAAAGUUUGAGUCACCAACGUUCGUUUACGUAUGCAAUACUAAAAGGAUAUGUCCAAGGUGAAGCAGACGUGAUGACUGUAAUCGAUCAGAUUACAAGUUCUGAACAGAUUAAACAGAUAUUACUAAAGCGGAUAACAAAGAAUAUGGAAGAUGCUUUAAAAGAGUUAGGCUACUUUGAGUGUGAUCACCCAGAAAUUGCUAUCACUGUGAAAACAAAGCAGGAGAUUGAUGUCAUGCUCAAUAUGGCUAAGGAAAUUGUUAAGGUUUUUGAGUCAAAAGGAAUUAUUCAUAAAACUGAAGGUGCUAAAAUUAAUAAGUUCAUCAUGGCCAAAAAAAAAGAGGUGCUUGGUUUUCAAUCUGUUAUCCCACCUCUUACUGUUCAAGAAAUUAUAUAUCAUAUUCCAUGGCUAGAUAAAGACAAAGACCAUAUAAACUUCAUCCAGGAAAAGGUCAAAGUUAUAGCAUUUGAUUGUGGAAAUGAAAUAUUUCAAGAAGAUGAUGAGCCCAGAGGAAUCUAUAUAGUUGUUUCAGGCAUGAUAAAGCUUACAAGCUCAAAGCCACGUUUAGGAAUUGACCAAAUAUUGGAAUCAGAGGAAAAAAAUCAUCCAAUAAUUCACAAGGAUUAUGUGCUCAGUGGAGAAAUAAUAGGCGAGAUAAACUGCUUCACUAAUGAACCUAUGCAAUAUUCUGCCUCCUGCAAAACUGUAGCGGAGAUGUGUUUUAUUUCCAAAAAUCAUUUGUAUGAGGCUUUGGAGCAAUGCUGUCCUCUCAUUGAACAAAAAGUGUGGCAAAAAAUUGGACUUGCUAUUACUGCCAGAAAAAUCAGGGAACAUUUAUCUUAUGAGGAUUGGAACUACAACAUGCAACUAAAACUCUCUAAUACUUAUAUAAAAGAUAUACCAAAGAGCACCAAAACUGAUAUCUGUUAUGAAAAUGUAAUCUAUGUUAUCCUUAUACAUGGAGCUGUAAAGGAUUGUCAGCUACAAAAAGUUUAUAAGGCACCUUUCUUGAUUCCUAAAACAUGCCAGCAGAUACAAGGCAAUGAAGAGUUCACAAAAGUAAUGAUUGUUCAAGCUUCUAUUAAUACAAAAAACAUCAGAUUGAAUGCUGGAAAUUAUGUAUCUAAACAUAAAGGUUCUCUUUCAUUGAGAUCAAUGGCUUUGAAUGGAACAUUGGGAGAAGACAUUAAGGAAAAACAAGAACUAAGGAGGAUGGAGCACACAGUGCUGCCACUGUUAGGAGUCCCCACUCUUGCUCCCUGCUCUGCAGACCAGAUUCUACCAGCCAUAUUUAAUAAAUGUGACCCUUUUGACUUGUCUCCUAUCUCAAUUUCCAAACUCGAGAGCCUGCAGAAAGACUUGAAGAUAUCAAGUCGAAUAUUAAGAUCCAAGGGGACCCCUAGAAGAAAUGUAAGGGAAAGUCCAGGAGGCUGCCUCAGAUUCUUCAAUGUGAUCAGGAGCACAUCUCUCCCCAAGAUCCAGACUGAAGCCAGAGUUCAUUUGCCCUUCAUGUGA
This is a messenger RNA of Carlito syrichta (Philippine tarsier), 2196 nucleotides long. It is a transcript of the gene SLC9C1, whose product is annotated as solute carrier family 9 member C1. The record is from RefSeq and is a predicted model, not a curated record. NCBI's taxonomy places the organism in Eukaryota, Metazoa, Chordata, Mammalia, Primates, Tarsiidae. Gene Ontology annotation, biological process: transmembrane transport; monoatomic ion transport. The transcript has 16 exons. Gene Ontology annotation, molecular function: voltage-gated sodium channel activity. Bases 16 to 2196 code for a protein of 726 amino acids. Gene Ontology annotation, cellular component: voltage-gated sodium channel complex; plasma membrane.